Molecule: messenger RNA, 3566 nt
Organism: Cydia splendana
Lineage: Eukaryota; Metazoa; Arthropoda; Insecta; Lepidoptera; Tortricidae
Gene: prom
Product: prominin-1-A
Exons: 18
Coding region: 176-3505 (1109 amino acids)
Cellular component (GO): membrane
Source: RefSeq, a predicted model, not a curated record
GCUAAGUACUCUUUAUAUAAUCCAGUAAAGGCACCGUGGCGCGGCUCGAUACGAUUGUGCAACGUCGCCGGCAGGGCAGACUGCUAAGUGCUACAAAUCCUCAGUCCAGUGGCCCGCUACCUCGCGGCACACUCCUCUAACUCGGAACAAAUAUGAACUCGUAAACCUCGCAGUGAUGGAAACUGUUGCCCUAAUUUCUUCCAUCGCAAUAUUUCUCCUAAAUCAAGUUACGACCGCGCAAAUAACGGAAACAGAGUUGAAUCCAGCGCUCGAGGUAAACACGUUACCAGAAGGCUUCACAGACGCCAUUUUUGCCUUGCAAAUCCGACAGAUCCGGGCGACAUCGGAAGCGACGCCCGCGGCCUCCGCCGGAAACAAUCUAAAUGUCGUUGGCGCUAGCGUACCGGGCGCACAGCUACAGUCGGAAAAUUACCAGGCAAUUCCAACAAUUUACUCACAGCAAAACAAAAAGGCAAUAGAAAAGAAAUAUAACGAUAAAGACGAAGGAAACGUCAAUUUACAAGCCUUUGAUCGAAAUGCCGCGGCAAGAGAAAUUAAUGCAGACGGCACUAACAUUAAACCUCUGGCCUUAGUUUGGGAUAGCUGUAUGGAAACAAAUUUCAGAGAUAAUCAAAGAAUAUCGAUCCAGCCCCUAUUGGAUAUGGAGGAUGCCGAAAACGAUUCACAGUUCCAAAAGAAUAGGCAGAUUGGAAGUAUAUGGAGCGAAGGAUUGACCAAAAGAGACGCCGAUAACACAAAUAACUCAUUGGCAAUAAAGUCUUGGAUAGAAAAAUACAAGAGCUUAAGGACUAGAACAACCAAUGUGCCAUUUCGUAAAUCGGAUUCGUUGCUAAUAAGGAAAAUAGAGAAACCGACUAGUACGGAGAUUUCAUCGACUACUAUGAAAAUGAUACCUAUAACGCGGGAAUUAUUCAAUGAGCCCACAGAAACGUUUAACAUAUCAGUCGAUGUUUUAGUGACAGAAAACAACAUUAGGGCAAGUUACACUGAAGAUUGGUUCGAGCCGAAUGACAGGAGUAAGAUAAGAUUCGGGUUGCAGCCUCAGUCGGAGACAUAUUUGAUACCGGCGCUAAUGCCGGAAGAGGGGUUCUAUCCUUUCGGGUUUAUGUCACAAUUCUUCGCUAUCAUUUACCCGUUUGAAUUUCCAGUUGGUCUUGUCAAGGAUAUCGUAUGGGGAAACUUCUCAUUUCCUUACUCAUUUUUACAGUCGAUCAAAGUGGAAUCUACAUUUCUAGCAGUCAUAGUGAUAUUCUCAUGCAUAGCGUUCAUUAUACCAGCGUACAUGCUGAUACUGGCAAUACUAUCACUGUUCUCAAAAUCUGGCUGCGAUGACGAAACGGAAACUGGAGCUCUAUUUCCUGAUGAUGAAGAUUCAGAUUACAAUGGCCGAGUCUUGGUGGUGCUUACUUUAUUUUUGGCACUAUUUUGUUGCAUAUUCAUAUCAGGCAUGGCGCUGAGUAACGAGCAGGCUGCUGACGCUGCCGCUGACAGCCGGAACAUAGUGAGUUGCGCGUGCGCGGACAUAGCGACUUGGCUGGCGGCGUCGGCGCGCGAGCUACACCACGCUCUGGUGCUGCCUAUGGAUAUCGUAGUCCAUGCUUAUAGACAGGAUUUGAGAAACGUGGGCCCUCUCCUCGGGGAGCCGGUUCAACAAGCCAUCGCGUCUGAGAGCGGCAUCGACUUGGUGUUUGAUUCGUUGGCUGAUAUCAUCUCAGAGAGCGAAGAUAUCGCUACGAAAAUUGCGUCCCUGCGCGACGUCAGUAUCAGGGCCGGAGCGCUGGCUUCCACCGCAUCAGACCGAAUAAGGGACUUAACCAAACAGCUGGACAACCUGAAGAAGCACUGCACUGCCAAAGACGCUCCGCUCUGUGAUACUAUUAACACUAAUUCGUUGGAGAUACAACUAAAAUUCGACUUGAUACUCCGUGAGCAGCAGCUUCUAGAGUUGCGCACUUUAGGAGUGGAGAAUCUGACCCGUGCCAUAUCAAACGCCCGACAGGAGUUCAGAACCCUGCCACAUGCCAUAACCACGCAGACGACGCAAGUCAGGGAAGCAAUUCUUCGCGACAUAGAAGCAAAGAGACAGACAUUACAAAGCGCCGUACGGAUACUGAGCGACAUGGUGCGCCAUCUAACGGCGGGGCUCCACAGCGUCGUGAGGCAGUUUGAUUCCGCGCUCGUCAGAAUGCAAAAGUACGAGUUCUGGAGAUGGACUAUUUUGUUGGCGUGCGUGGUGACCGUAGGCUUCGUGAUGACGCUCAUGCUACUCGCCCUGAUGUGCGGUUGCAGCAACAGUAAGGAGCUUGCUAAACGAACUUUACAAAUAUCGGCUGUCUGGAUGUGCGCCGUGUCCCUUGUUUUAUGGGGCGUGAUAUCCGCCAUUUUUGUUAUUGCGGGACAUGCUGAGGUUUUUGUGUGUCGUGCUCUUUGGGACACUCCGCAAUACCAAACUUUAUCAGCACUCCUGGACCGACCCUCGCCCCUGCUUACUGAUAAAAAAGGGAUUUUCGAUGCGUUAUUCUCGGAUCUCGAGAAUAUUACUAUUGAUGUGUCCGUCAAGGAUGUCCUUAGGGAUUGUGAAAAGGACCGGCCGGCAUAUAUAGUAUUUCAAUUGGACAAAGUUUUGGACGUCAAUAAAGAGACGUCAUAUUUUGAAUGGGACCAACUGCAGAUGGACUUAGAAGGUCUGACAUCAUCAAUUGACGUCAGGUUCUUGAAAACGAUCUCUGUGAAUUUUAACAAACUGCUGAAUAGGAUUUUACAGGUGUCUGAUGUGAACUUAUCGAAAUACAGGAUGGAAUACAACGGGCCGGUUGUUGGCAAAGAUUUGCCCUCUUUAGUAGAUCAGUUAGAGAACAUUGGAGCACAAAUAUCGGACUUGACGACAGCUGGCAGAUUGGAAACUUUGGCAACAAGAACCAAACGUUUGCACAUCACGAAUAUAAAACCACUGGAACAGCUCCGAGCGGACGUUGUGUACAAACUGACGGAGCUGGAGCUUCAACUGUUGCCGUUCAGGAGGAAACUGAAUAUAUCACUCAGCCACAUCUAUACUGCGCAAUACUAUAUCGACAAUCAGGGAGAAACUAUUGCUCAUAAGAAAGUAGCAAUGUACGUAUCUCGGUUGGUAUCCCACGUGGCCGGCUGGCGAACGCAUGCACUCACAGCGGCUGGAAAGCACGCGGCGCGUUGCCGACCCCUUUUCACCGUCUACGAAGCCGCUAGGUCUUUGCUGUGUACUAGAUACAUCGGGUCUUUGCAUGGCUGGUGGUUCUGCGGUCUCCUUUUAGGUGUGACUUGGUGCACGUUCCUGACUCCAAUCAGUGUGAAGCUGUGGCGAGCCUACGGGCGGAAGAUCAGGGCCCGGGAUGCCCUAAACCUUACUACCUUAGGAUCAGGACGACAAGAGACACCGACAACGGCACUGUGCGAGGGCAGCAAUUGGAAUACACCAGGACCGCCUCCGAGAAAUGACAGCUGGUGAUGGGAUGUAAAAACUUAACCGUUCUUUCACUUAAACGUAAAACGCAGAAGCACAAUUGUAA